AUGGGAGGACUGAGCGUUCCAGGUAGACCUGCAUUCGGAGGAGCGGGAGGACACAGCUCCAAUAGUAUGGACGGAGGCAUCGGCUCGAGUCUGAUGUCUGGACCAGGUGGCGCCGCUUUGAUGAGCGGAGCACCGUUGGCCGCAAACACCAUUGCGAACAAGCCUGCUGUGGCGGCUGGCAGUCUCUAUCAAGCUUGUCUGGCUUUGAGAGAUAGACUUUGGCUUGUAGAAGGCUUUGGCGAGUCGUUCUUGAGCGAAUCUGUGGCAGCUGGGAAUGCGACAUCUAGCCCUCCACGGGAUGGGGCUACAGCUCUCAGACCAGUGCAAUCGACCGACGUAGUAUCACAACUUUGGCAACUCUUCCGACUCGGUGCACCGCUCUGUGCUCUGUUCAACAGACUGGGCCCGAGAGCUCCGCUGACAAUCAACCCCGGCGCAAAUCCUAGCAAUGCGAACGAAUGCAAAAAGCAAGUAGCGAAGUUCAUCAUUGCGCUGCAGAAUGAGCUUAGUUGGGAUCCAGACGACUGUUUCACAGUCACUCAGCUCUACCUCAGCGAUACGAAUGGAUUUGUCAAAGUGAGUCGCCUGGGUCUUUCGUUGGGUCAAGCUCGGCAUGACAGUGUAAGGCACGCGAGACUGACCGCACACAUCUUCGGCGCUUGAAUAGGUCGUACGAUGCAUUUCCAAGCUUUUGGACGUCUUCGAGGCCAGGGGGCUCCUGGUGGAGUCUGCACAUGCCCCUUCGUCGGCCCUUGACGAUGUUACCAAGCCCAAUGAUGAGCGCGCUUGGAUCGUCCGAGAGUUGCUUGACACUGAACGCAAGUACGUGCAGGAUCUCGAGGUGAUGCAAAACUACGCGCGGGCACUCGGCCAGAACGAUAUUCUGCCUCCAGACACCAUUCACAACCUCUUCGGCAACCUCAAUACGCUGGUAGAUGUGAACCGUCGCUUCUUGAUUUGUAUUGAAGAGAAUGCCAGAAGACCGCCGGACGAGCAGCAUUUUGGACACGUCUUUCAGACCAUGGUGUGUCCUCGAGACCGUUUUGCCGCACACAUACAUGCUCACACGCGCGACGUCCAUCUCUGCAGGAACAAGAAUUUUCCGUGUACGAACCUUUCUGUGCGAAUUACGCGCAAGCUCUGGACAUCAUCAGCGCAGAGGCUCUCAAUAUCCAGGUGAGAAGCUCGCUCAGGUUAUGCGACUUGAGCCCCCACGAGCCGCCUGGCUCACUCCCCACUCUGUUUGGCCUGUUUGGCUCUUCAGCGAUUGAGAGCAUUGCCAGCAGCAGAGGGAUGCUAUUUGGAUCCUUCGUAUGAGCUGCCGACGUUCUUGAUCAAACCAGUCCAGCGCAUCUGCAAGUAUCCGUUGCUCCUCGAGCAAUUGCAGAAGAAGACGUCACCCCAAGCACCCAUUUACAAGGAACUGGUCGAUGGCCUGCAGGUCAUCAGGCGAAUCACUGACAAGGUCAACGAGACCCGAAGGUUGCAGGAGAACAUUCAGAUUCUUCGAGAGCUGGAAUUGAGAGUCGAGGACUGGAAAGGCCAUUUGGUCAGCUCCUUCGGACCUCUGCUGCUAUCGGACGUUUUUGUGGUCUCCAAGAGCGACACUGAGCGCGAGUACCAUGUCUACUUGUUCGAAAGAAUAUUGCUGUGCUGCAAGGAAAUCCUACCCAAUCAGCCAAACAAGAAGAAUUCGAAGAGCAACAGUCUCCUCAAGCAGAAGACGACCGCUGCACAGACGCCGCCCGGCAAAAAGCCCAAAACAACGCUGCAACUCAAAGGCCGCAUCUUCAUGGCUAACGUAUCCGGGGCCAAAGCGCACUCCAAAGUUGCUUGUGAGUCAAGUGUGCCCACGUGCAGGCAGACAUGAUGCUAACCAAUGUGUCUGGACGUGCUUGCAAUAGCUGUAUCUGGCCUCCCAGGAGGUUCACAUGCCUUGCAGGUGUGGUGGAAAGGAGACGUUGGACACGAGUCCUUCAGCCUCAAGUGCAAGAACGAGGAGCAGCUCAAGCAGUGGCUCUCUGCGCUGAACAGGUGCAUCGAGCUCGAGGCCGCCCGCAAAGCCGAUCAGCUGAAGCGAGGCAUCUUGUCACCCGCUCAAAAUAUGACUGGAACUGGAGCUGGUCUGAAUGGCAGACGGUCCACAGCAGGUUCGACUGGACCUGCAUCGCACUUUCCUCAGACUCCUCUGACUGAAGUGGGUACCGGAUUCCCAUUUGCGCGUGCUGAUAGCCAGAUGAGCUACCAGAGCAGAAUGGACAGCGGCGAGGUAGACUACGAUACGAUCGAGGGCUUGCGAGACCAUGCCAGCCCAUCUGGCUUCGCAGGUGGCCGUUCCACGCCACUCGGAGGCCGCUAUUCCACUCCGGCUGAGCACCGAGAUCGGCAGAUCUCUUUCACGUCUUCAGAUGGCAGACCACGGGCUAGGACGGAGGACCAAGAUUCGUCAGUCUUGACGCAGUGGCGCUCCCAUUCACCGGCUGUUCCCUUGCCCGGUCGGCAGUCCACGUCCUCCAGCGGUAGCGCUGGAGCGAGCGUUGCAGCUGCAGCAGUGACUGCGUUGCAAGAGCGGGAGCAACAGCUUCGCAAAGCGUCAAGCAGCCGACAGCUUCGAGCGCCGGGCUACCCACAUGCACAAGGUCCAGCACAGACAGGGUUCCACCGACCUGCAAGAGCUGCAGGGGAUGUUGCUGCCCGACAUGAAGCUGGAGAUCUGGUGGAGCAUCUUGAUCACCUCACGAUGCGAACAAGAGCUGAUUCUACUGCACACGCAAUGGAGAGUAGCAAUGCGAAUGGAGGCGGCGUUCAUGGCAGAAGCAGGUCUGCGAGCAAUCCCAUGGCGUUCAGCGCACCAGGCGCUAACGAGCCACCUCCACCUGUGCCUCGCGCUCCAUACCCGCCGCACCUGGUUAAUGUGGGGCUGGCAGAGCCACAAGCGAUCCGAGCGCCGAACCAUUACAUGAACGGCCAAGACAAGCGCAUUAGCUCCUCCAGUAUCUCUACCAUGGACUCAGUGCACUCCAUCGGAUCUGUGCCAGGAUCAACGGCUGCAAGCUCUCCGGUCACGCACGGACCUUCCAGCAAUGGCUUGUCAUCUUCGCGCUCGACUGCCAACUCCACACCUACUCAACACGCGCAAAAUCAGCACUCAAACGCCGUUAAGCUCGUUGUUCACUACCGCGACGAAACGUUCGUAGUCGUGGUGCUGGCGACAACGAGCUUGUUGGGCCUCAUGGACAAGCUCGCAAAGAAGAUGCGCGACAUUGAUGGGCGCAAGGUUGAUCCGCAAGCCAUUCGUAUACGCUACAUCGAUGAUGAAGGCGAUCGGGUCGCCAUGCAGGCGGAAGACGACGUGCAGAUGGCCUUUGACCAAGCUAGACACUCAGGGGGAGACGUGCAGCUGAUUGUGACGGUCCAGGUCUAG
Molecule: messenger RNA, 3424 nt
Organism: Ceraceosorus bombacis
Lineage: Eukaryota; Fungi; Basidiomycota; Exobasidiomycetes; Ceraceosorales; Ceraceosoraceae
Source: the annotation of a GenBank genome assembly